Messenger RNA from Hyla sarda, 9148 nucleotides. RefSeq names its product NACC family member 2 (gene NACC2). Gene Ontology annotation, biological process: regulation of transcription by RNA polymerase II. Gene Ontology annotation, molecular function: RNA polymerase II cis-regulatory region sequence-specific DNA binding; protein binding; DNA-binding transcription factor activity, RNA polymerase II-specific. NCBI's taxonomy places the organism in Eukaryota, Metazoa, Chordata, Amphibia, Anura, Hylidae. The record is from RefSeq and is a predicted model, not a curated record. Bases 912 to 2696 code for a protein of 594 amino acids. The transcript is spliced from 6 exons.
GUGUCUGGAAUCCUGCUGCAGACCAGAUGUCAGGCUGUAGGGACGACACAUCCUAACACAAAACUCCCACUCCUGAAAAAGUAGCAAGAAGAGCAAUGGGGGGGGUAAAUAUGGCAAACUGCACACUGUAAUAAUUGCCUAAAGUCCUGGACUGUCUCCAGCAAUCGCUCCCUCUCUCCGCCUGCAGGAGUUAAACGUGGUGGCUACCAGCCCUGCAGACUGUUUGGAAUAGUUUAAAUGCUUUGACACUCUGGACUGGAUGGCAGGAGAAGCAGUUUACAGUGCAAUUCAUAUGCAAAACUGCACUAUAAAUUUCCAACCUGUCUGUGUUGCUGUGGCACCACUAAGCACUCCAUCAGCAUACAGUACAGUAAUCCUGCCAUCUUUGUUUGCAUUGCAGUGACUCAUCAGAAGUCUGUCUUGUACCAACACUGAAAGCAUUAUUCUGGCACUGAUCUUCCUCUGUUUUUUAAAGCUUCAGCCCAGAACUGGCAUUUACUCGGAGUCUCUAAUCAAAGGACUCUAUUCAUUGCGGAGAGCAAGCUGAAUGUUAAUCUGCAUCCGGCCAAUUCAUUGACAUGCUAUGUACUGCUGGGGACAUUUUUGACUUGCUAAAACCUUGAGACAGAGUUUUUGUCUUUUUUGUUUUUGGUUUUUUUUUUUUGUCUUUUCUUUCCGUCACCCUCUAAUGCUCAUCUAUAUAUUUUUUUCUCUUUCUUUUUCCCCUCCCCGGGGCGCUUUUUUAUUUUAUUUAGUACCGUAUAUAUUUUAUUUUUUUUUAGUUGCGGGACACGCAAGGAGGAGGCUCUCUACCCCGACGUCGGGAUACUUGGGACCAGUUUUGGAAUUUUAAGAUGUGAACUGUCUCCGACACGAUUUUCUUGAAUGUCUCUCUAAGCAAAAUCCCAGCCAUGUCACAGAUGUUACACAUUGAAAUACCCAAUUUCGGGAACACUGUCUUGGGUUGCCUGAAUGAGCAGAGGCUCAUGGGACUGUACUGCGAUGUCUCCAUAGUCGUGAAAGGUCAAGCGUUUAAGGCACACCGCGCUGUGCUGGCAGCGAGCAGUCUGUAUUUUAGAGAUUUAUUCAGCGGGAACAGCAAAAGUGCUUUCGAGUUGCCAGCCACCGUGCCCCCGGCAUGUUUUCAACAGAUCCUCUCUUUUUGCUACACUGGAAAGCUAACUAUGGCUGCCAGCGAACAGCUCGUGGUCAUGUACACAGCAGGGUUUCUUCAGAUACAGCACAUCGUGGAGCGAGGUACGGACUUGAUGUUCAAGGUUAGCUCCCCCCAUUGUGACUCUCAGACUACUAUGAUCGAAGAUACCAGUUCAGAACCGCAAAGCCCCUGUAACCAGACGCAGGCCGCAACGGUGCCCUACGUCAUGUCCCCUUCCAUGCCCAUCCCUCUUUUGACCAGGGUGAAAAAUGAAAGUAUGGAGAUUCAACCAAUCGCCGUGCCCAAUUUGCCGGGCAAAAAGCCAUCAGAGACCCAAAACAGAGACAAUUCUAGUGGGGGCAUUACAGGGGCUGUUCCAUCAAAACUAGCCCGAGUGUCCUACUAUGGCAUGUCUAGCUUAGCGGCACUCUUUCCCAAUGUACAGCAAGUCCCAUACUCUCAAGGGGAGCGCACAAGCCCGAGCGCAAGCAGUAUUCCUACCACUGAUAGCCCAACGUCCUACCACAAUGAAGAAGAUGAAGAGGACGAUGAGGCGUAUGACACCAUGGUGGAGGAGCAUUAUGGACAGAUGUACAUAAAAUCGACUGGUGGCUAUACAGUAGGACAGGAGAAAGUAGACCAGAUACAAAACUCCAUGGAAAAUCGCUCCUGUGUCCUCAUCCGCCGAGACUUGGUGGCACUUCCCGCCAGCCUGAUAAGUCAGAUCGGAUACCGCUGCCACCCUAAGCUCUACUCGGAAGGAGACCCUGGAGAAAAGUUGGAACUAGUUGCAGGGGAAAUAAUGUUUAACAACUCAUAUGUUUCUAUAGGGUCUGGAGUUUACAUCACCCGGGGACAACUCAUGAACUGCCACCUAUGCGCAGGAGUGAAACAUAAGGUCCUAUUAAGACGACUCCUCGCCACGUUUUUCGACCGGAACACCCUCGCUAACAGCUGCGGGACAGGAAUACGCUCCUCGACCAGUGACCCGAGCCGAAAACCUCUGGACAGCAGGGUUCUCAAUGCAGUUAAAUUAUAUUGUCAGAAUUUUGCACCAAACUUUAAGGAGAGUGAGAUGAAUGUCAUAGCCGCAGAUAUGUGUACCAACGCCCGCAGAGUGCGCAAACGUUGGCUCCCCAAAAUAAAAUCGAUGUUGCCAGAGGGUGUGGAGAUGUAUCGCUCUGUCAUGGGUGCCACGGCCACAGGUGUUACCCUAGAGUCUGAUUUUCAGCCAAGUCCGGCCCAGGCAUUCGAGCAACGAAUCUAUGCAGAGCGAAGAAGCGAUUCUGGCGCCAUAGUAUCUUUGAGAACUAACACAGCAAACAUUGACCUCACCAACAACUCCAGUCCUCCGUUCGAACAGACCCAAGAGGCAGAGGGGGCAACAGGCUCCGUCAUCCAGGAGGUAGGUGCCACUGAUCCAUUGGCAUCAGAUAACCAGAGCACACCUCCGCCACCAUUUGAACAAACCACCGGCUCUACUAGCCGACCAGAAACCCCGGUGAGAAGACAAGACACUGCUUACAGUGGGACUUUAUAAAAUGUACGAGAGAAGACGACCGAGCAUCCAGACGGUGACCUAUAAGGGAUGUGUAAUAUUAGCACUGCUUGCAUGAAUUACUAAUACAAAACAAAUGUGAUCAGCCACUUAUCCUCAGAACUGCUACUUUUGCCUGACUAAAAUGUGAUUUUUAUUCUGCUUGUAUUAAAAAACAAAAACUAAAAAAAAAAAAAAAAAAAAAACUUAAAAAAUAAUAUGAAGGAAAAACCUAAUCGCAUUCGUUAUACUGUAAAUUACCGGAUCGAAAGUGGCCUCCUUAGAUAAGAAGACAAAAUGGGCUCCUUUUUAACAAUAACAGAACUUACUCUAACGAAAUGAAUGCAUCCAUUAGUUUUCUCUCUUCCAGCCAGGUUGAACGAUCUAUCAUUCAAAAGCACGUAAGAAAAAAAAAAAAAAAGAACUUAAAAAAUUAAUAUAAUCAGCGCCACUCAUCUGUUCAUGGGUAAAACAGAUAUCACCGUCACUCACAUCAGUCAUUCAAGGUAGUGGACCUAAUGGGAAAUGGAUCUACAGGAUGUCUAGGUGCCAUAACAAGGAGUUUUUGUACAACAGAGAUUAUUGGGUUUUACUCAUUCCUUAGUUUACUUUUUCUCUUGCAUUAAGACUAAUGAAUCUGCUUAUGUCAAGUGCUGAUGCAAUAUGACUUGUUUUAUGGUGCAUUCUACUUCAGAAGCCAAUCGGAUGAAUGUAAAGGAUGACAGCAGGUGAAGAGUGUGUUCAUCUUGUGGAAGGCAGUAACCUCUCCUUUCUAGGAUCACUAGUGAGGAGAACAAGACCAGUAAUGAAGUGAGGGAGAUCAAAACUUCCAGAUAAUUGUAACAAUGGCAACAGCAAGGAGUGAUUGAGCUGAUCUUGCGGUAGGCAGUGACCUCCCAUUUCCAUGAUUACCAGUGAGAACAACACUGGUUUCAUAAAGCAGCGAAGGGCACAAUUUACAGAGUAAAUUUUUAAAAGAUUGCAGUGAUCACAACAGCAGGAGAAGACUGAGCUGACCUUGUGGUAAGAAGUGACCGGCCAUUCCUAUGAUCACUAGUGAGAACAACACAAGUGUCAUGAAACAGCGAAGGACAGAAUUUACAGAGUAAAUUGGUAGAAGAUGGCAGUGAUGACAACAGCAGGAGAUGACUGAGCUGACCUUGUGGUAUGCAGUGACCUGCCAUUUCCAUGAUCACUAGUGAGAACAACACUAGUGGCAUAAAGCAGGGAAGGAAAGAAUAUAUUGUAAAUUGUUUGAAGUUGGCAGUGAUGCCAACAGCAGGAGAUGACUGAGCUGACCUAGUGGGAGGUCAUUCCCAUCAUUAUUAGCAAAGUCGGGAUUAAAUGGGACAAAGCUUGUGCCUUAAAGUGGGGAAGGGCAGUAUAUCCAAGAAAUGGUCAUAUGAUAACAUUUGUAGACAAGUGAGCUUAUCUUGUGGGAAGCAGUGACCUGUCUUCCUCAUGAUUCUAUGUAAGGACAGGACUAAUGUUAAAAAGCAAGAAAGGAUAGAAUAUCUAGUAACCAAUCAGAUCAAGGGAAUGAUGGCAACAGCAGGAGAUGAGUGAGCUUAUUUUUCAAGAGUUAGUGCCCUGUCGUUCUCAUGUUAUUAGUGAGGACAGGACUAGUUUCACAAAGUAGGGAAGAAAUAAGAAAUCCAAGAAAUGGUCAAAAUGGAUACAGCAGGAGUGGAUGAGUGUGCUGAUUCUGCAGUAGGCAGUGACCUCACUAUGAGUAUUAUGUGACAUAUACUACAGUGUCAAGAGGGUAAUGAGUGGAAAAAGGAGGAUACCAAGUCACUAAUACAUGGUAGAAGAAAAAGAGGAUCCCAGCAGAAUUUCAUAGCAGGUUCAGAUUGUUGUUAAAAAUAUAGUGAUGCCAAAUGCACCUCUGUAUGAAAUGAAGUUCAUACAUGUGACUUUUCCGAUAAAAAUAUGUAGUUGUGAUCGAUCAGCUAGCAUAAGUGGGCCGUGUCCAUAUGCCACUUUGUUUCACCUCUGUGUUUUAAGUACAUAGACAGCCAAAUUAAAUGGCUAACUUACAUGACUUGCCAACCAACUUUGACCACUCAAGCCACCAUAGUAACCAUAAACAUAUGCCGGCUGUCUUAUACCAGCCAAAAUAGCAGUUGUGGUUUGUCUUGCGUUGGUGGGUGGGCUGGAGCUAUUGCUCAAGAAUUGGGCUAGGCCACAGACAGUCUGGAUUGGUUAUUUCAGGAAUGUUGGGCAGGAAUUUAUUGAAGAAUGUAGAUUCUGUGAUUUUCACAGAAAUUAAAUAUCUGACAUAUAUGCUAUAGACUAUAAAGUAGUAAAUUGGAAGGUAAUAAUUAAAGAAAGGCCAAGGACAUCACUGACAUUUUUUUUUCCUCUGCAAAAAGAGUGUGAGUUCAUUAGUUAUCAGUUUCUCCUAAAAAUGUUUUUAACAGAGGUUCAUGGCAUCAAAUACUUAUGACUGGUCUUAGUUUCAAAGACCAUGUUAAAUCUGUGGAGAACAGGUAUGACCUUGCUCUUGGUGUCCCGUUGUUUUAGGAAGAUCUUUAAUCUGGCCACAGGCAUGAGAUGUAGACCAGCCUUUAGACUGAUGUACAAUGGUUCUUUUUUUCCCCAAUAACACUGUAGAUCUUUACAAGCAUACACAGUCCAGUACUGGCAAAUGUAUUAAGAAGAAUUGAAAAGACCCCAUUGGCCAUCCAUAGACUUCAGGGUAUGAGCAGGAAAAUCCAUCACAGCAAAUUAAAAUGUAAAAGCCAUAUGGUUUGCACCUAAGCACAUGACCGAUAAAUAGACAACCAUCGGAAAAAGAGUCUUAUUUGCCCAUGUUGGCCAUUAGUUACUUUUGGCCAGCUAUAGAGUUCAGAUCCUGUUGAUAAGUGUUGAGGUACACGGCAUUCAUGUAUGAAAAGCAAUAUUGGCCUUGAGUUUUGAGGACCUGUUAUUCAUCAUUCGUUUGGUUAUUCUAGGUCUUGGGGUUCCAAUGGAGACUAGGCCUUGAUUAUGGGUUUUAUUGCUCAGUAGUUGCUUGGUUGGAGGUUGUAGAACCAAGGUUGUAAGCCUAAAACCUUGGGCUUCUUGUUCACUAUCUUAGCUUGGCAAAUACUUGGUUGACAUUUUGGCUUGAACUUGUCACCACAUGUGGCCUUUGAGGGCUUCAGGAAAGAUAUUACAGUAAUUUAGCCAUGCUUUUACAUAAUCCCAUUUUACUAUAUUUCCUAUAUAAAGUUAUCCUCUAAAAUUGGAUGUUCAGCUAUGGGGGGGAUGAUAAGAUGUUAUCUCCAGCAGAAUAACAUUUGAACGUAGCUAACACGGCACCAGGCUAUCCCGAUAUCCUCAAAAUGGAUUAAGAGUGCAUUAAUUUGUCAUGUAAAAGCAGUUUAUUGAUUUUAUAUCAGUCUUAAUGUAUAUUUUAGAAGCCCCUACCCCUCUCUCUGCCUUUGGAUACCUCCCAAGCCUCAACAAAUUACUGGAUUCUGCCUUUGAUGCUUGCAUUUUCCAGAAUACUAUGGGGACCCCUUCAGACAGGGUAGUAUCAGGUCAUACCAUCAGGUUGUUCUCUCUUCACCAUGUGUUGGCUUUUUGUCAGUCCUUUUGAAGUUAAUGUAAAGCACUUUAUUGCAGGAAAGAACUUAUCUUAAAAUGUGUAAGGGCUGUGUGCCCAUAAAACCCAAAAAUAGAUGCGCGUUGUGGGCAUCGGGGGGUGGUUUCAGCACAUUAUGCAUUUCUUCACAAAACAAGUAGCUGACAAGGCUUAAGGAGCUCAUUUUUAGAAAGUUCUUGCAUGGAUCUAAUCUGGUUUCCUAAAAUCAUGUUAAAGGUAGAACAAUUAUGAAAGGGACCAUAACACAAAUGUUUAUCAGUCAUUCAUUGGAGAUUUUGUAGGACUUUAGGACUUGGUCUCAGGCCAUAUUCACCCAUGUUGUUAACUAUUACAAGAUAGCACUUUGUAACAUCGUGUAUGAUACAAGAAGGGUUCUUUGACUGAACUAGAAAACUGCUUGGGGCUAAUUGGGUCCUACUCAUAACAGAGUGAUGAUCAGGACUCUAUAGGACUGGGAUUUGACCUAUUUUUUUGUAUUAUUAAAGCACUUCUAGCCAUUUUUUAACAUUAUUUUUUUUCUUAGUUAAGUGAAGACAGUGUGCAUGGUGUUCCUGAAGUUUACUGGACCCAUAACCCUACACUGUCAAGGUGAUCAGAACUCAACAAACAGCCAUAGGUCUUAUUUCCAUAGGGGCAUUCCUUGUACAUAAUGUAAAAUCAAUGCCAAAACAGGUUUGGCUCCAUGUUGGAGCCGAAUCCCAUUUUUUGGCCAUACAAAUAGUCGCAAGGAACCAUAAGAACCUAUGUUAAUAAAAUCCUACACCUCCCACUGUUAAAUGCGGUUGUCUUGUUUCUUGACUUAUUGAUCUUAUAUUCCCUAUAGAGAGCUACCCAACCCUGUUGCAAAAUGUGCACAAAUUUAAAAAGGACCAAAAUGUGUUGUGUAUUCAAGACUUAGACAAGUCAUGUAGAAGCCUCUUGGCUCAGGAGGCGAAAUGCGUUAAGUUCCUUAAGCUAAAACCAAUAAGCGUAUCUCUCGCUGGCUCCACUUAUUACAGGUACUUCUAGCAGCAUAGUGUUGAGAUUAUUAUAGGCACAAAUUACCAGAUCUUAAUAUACAUUUACGGGAAAAUGAAAAACAAGGUACCUCCUUGCACAGUGUACCUUGACAGUGGUAUCUGCAGUGCAGGUAUUAGUAUAGCUUAAGAUCAAUAAGGUUAAGCCAAAGCGGUAUUAAUCUGUAGUAUCUAAAGAAUAAGAAAGCACUUAUUAUAUUGGGAAUGAAACGCGUGUGUGUGUUAUAACUGAUCAUGAUCUGUGAAUUAAUGGGAAUUCUGCGGAAUGGCCUUGAAUGUAAAAUAUAUAAGUUUUAUGUACGCUCUUUCAACCCCCGAUUUCAUUAGUACAAUAAAGAAAUGGGCCCCCAGGGGUCAAUAUAGAAUGAAGUUCACUUCUUGCACAGACUCGGUAGAGAUAGAGGGAGGAGAACCUUAUAUGGGGUAUUGACAGGCACCUUGCACAAUGGGAGAGAAGAAGAGUAUAUAUAUAUUUUUUUUAUUUAGCUCAUUUCUUCCUGUAUAUAUUUUUGAGUUUAGGAAAGCAGAAUAUGUAGGAUAAAAAACGUAAAAAAUAAAAAAUGUGAAUGGUAUAGGACUCGCGAACGUCCCUCGACUUACGUGAGAAAUUUGCACUAACGUUUUCUGUGUGUCAAGGGUUAAUGAUGAUUGGAAAAAGUGGAGUGGAUGAGAUUUCACGAAAAAAGUGGAUAUCGAAUGUACAGAGAAUUGUGAUUGUACAGGCUUUCCUGAGUGCCUUAGAGGAUUCUUUUUAUGCUAAAAAUAUGUGAAAAAAAAAAAAAAAAUUGAGUUCCUCUAUGUCUGUGGGUGGAAGGUCAAAAAAAUUCUUCCUAAUGGGAUUGAAUAAACUUUAUUAAAUCCCUCCUGUUUACAACAGUUUGUUCGAUGAGCCGGAUGUGGGCUGUCUAGUAUUCGAAGAAAGGUCUGCCUAAUAUGACGUUUGUUACCAUUGCAAUGCAUGUUUUUCUUUGGGUUUAUUUGUUAGCAAUAUUAAAAAGUAUUUGCAUGAUAUAAAGCACCUUUUGUUCCUAGGUCUUGUGAAGAUUUAGGAUCUUGAAGGGGUUGGUUGCCUUCAGAUAACUUUAACUUGUGCAUGGCGGCCUCCUGCAACUUUAACCGAGCGCGCAGCUGCAAGCUGUCCUUGGUUUUUCGUUACAAGAACCGUGGAGUUUCAUUGGCUUGAGACUGUAUCUCAUGUCACAUCUUAUAUCUAAAAUAAGAGUCUUUAUGAAUAAAUAGCAAACCAAAAAUAGUAACAAUCAUCAAUUCACUUAGGGAAAGGGAAUCUGUCAUUACACAGACCUCUUUAAAUUAGUGCGGCACCAAUCUGGUGGCUUAAUAAACUGAGCCACGAAUGCUAAUGGAGCUAUCUGCCCCUCAGUAAACAUGCCUGUCAAUGCCUCAUGGGGCUUCCUCUUGUUUUUCCACCCCUUAGGUUUAGUAAAAAUAUUGUGCUUCAAAUAAGUCAAAGGGGUGGGGAAUUGUUUGUGUGUAAACAGGCAUGUCCAUGCUGAUUGGUCAAGAAGUUUAAACAGGGGGAGGAGCUUCAUUAGCAUGUGCCAUAAUUUAAAGGUGCCUGUCUGAUGGCAAACUCUCUUUUAAGGAGGGUCUGUGCAAGCCAAAAAGAAUCUGAAGGUUGAAACCCCCCUCUUUUUAAAGGGGAACUCUAUAUAAUAGGUAUCAUUCCCCUUUAAUGUCAAACAUUGAUGGAUGAAGCAGAAGCUGAAUUUCUUGCUGUGUCUUCUUCCUCUGAAAUCCACACACAUGUAAUGACACUGUACUUUAUUUUUUGUUUUAUGGUUACACUGCAUUAUUAAAGGGCACAGUGACCUCCAGUCUCACUUCGA